CUUAGUCAUUGUGAUUCGCUUCUGAAAAGGGAGAAAUUGUUCAUCGACGCUGCAUUUGUUAUAUGAUGGAGGAAGAUUUUGAUGCCCUGUUCGGUGUGUACUCCACCGAUGCCAUGAAACACGUUUUUGAAAACCUGUGGACGGAAGAGAGUCUUCUAUUUGAGGAAAACAAUUCUACCUCCAACACAGAUCGCGACAUCCAAGAUCUUUUCGACGGUGAAACAAGAAAUGAAGAAAAUUACUCAUCUUCUGAAUCUGAAACUGAGAGCUUGGAUCCUUCGACGAUAAGCGACGAACAAAUUCAAAAUCUCCGCGUGCAAGAUCUCAACAAGCUUCUUCGGGACCUCCCGCGGGACGAGGCAGCAAAAAUAAAGAAGCGAAGACGCAACUUGAAGAAUCGAAACUAUGCUUUGAAUUGUCGCAUUCGUAAACAGCAAAAAUACGAAGAUCUGCUAAACGAGAACUUCUCAUUGAAAGAGCAACUGGAGAGUGAGAGAAGCCAGCUAAGAAAUGUCUGGAAAGAGAAAGAGGCGUUCAAGAAGAAAUAUCAGCAUUUGCAGAAGUCUUUUGCUGUCUACAUGCAAAGCAAGAUAUCUACCGAGCUGCCGGCAUGAUGCUAAGGGCUGACAGUCUAUGUGUCCAAAAGCAAUUCGCUAUUCUAUUUCAUUAUUAAGACUUAAAUUAUUCACCGAACAGUGAUUGAUAAACUGUAAUCCAGCAGGCACCAUUAUUUAGCAUGCGUAUUAGCUAUGUUUGAAAUAAUUCCAGAAAGUACCACUCUUACAAUCAAGUUAAGUACAAUGUGGGGUACAAGGGCUUACCUUGAAAUAUUUCCAAAAAUAGCUUAAAUGAAUCAUGACUAUCAAUCAAGUGUAGAGAUGUCUAAAAAGUGAAAUUUGCAAACAGUAGUAACUUUUAUAAAAGAAAAAAUAAUUGUGAAAUAUUUGCUUUUUGUUUCCCAAGGAGUGAGAAAUAGUUGCCGUCGGAAUGUACUGAAGAUAUGUAUAAACAUGUAGUUUACAAAUACUAUCGGAUAUUUAUCGAAUUAUUAAUAAACAAAAACACCUGUAAUAAAGAG
This is a messenger RNA of Pocillopora verrucosa, 1078 nucleotides long. Its product is annotated as transcription factor MafK. Gene Ontology annotation, cellular component: nucleus. The record is from RefSeq and is a predicted model, not a curated record. Gene Ontology annotation, biological process: regulation of transcription by RNA polymerase II. NCBI's taxonomy places the organism in Eukaryota, Metazoa, Cnidaria, Anthozoa, Scleractinia, Pocilloporidae. Gene Ontology annotation, molecular function: DNA-binding transcription factor activity, RNA polymerase II-specific; RNA polymerase II cis-regulatory region sequence-specific DNA binding.